AACUUUGGCGCUUCAACAGCACUACAAAAAAUUUGAAAGCUUUUGCCGCCUUAAAUUGGCAGGUAUCUUAGCGGCUGAACAAAACCGAAGUUUGUUCUUCGUCGAUUUCGGUUCGAUAUCACGGACAAAGAUGGAGAGCGACGACGAUUUUCAGCUACUCCCCACGGAGGAAACCUCUCCUGCGUUUCGUAAUAGAAAGCUGAAGCGCUUAAAGAAAGCAAUUACGGAUCCGGGCAAUCCUCCCCUCAACCCGUCGCAGGUGGGGGCCACUUCUUCGUCUCGGGUGGAUUUAUCAAAAUUCGAAGCCCCAGAUUUGGGUGAAUCCGAUGGCCAGGAUUUGAACGAGCCGUCACGGUCUAGGACGGGAUUGGAGGGUUUUGAUGGUGGAGAAAGGCUGGAUCCUGGUGGUUUGGGUGAUGAAGAAGAUGGCCCGGGGGCGAAGAGAGCUUUGGAGGGUACUCCGUCGCCUCUGGUCGAUUUCUCCGGAUCCGAGGCCCCGGCUUUUGAUGGAUCGAAUGAACCGGAACUGAACGAGCCUUCACGGCAUAGGGUGGGAUUGGAGGGUUUUAAUGACGAAGAUGGAUUGAAUACUGGUCGCUAUGAUGGUUUCGGUGGAGACGAAGAUGGUUCGGGGGCGAAGAGGGCCUUGGAGUUUGAUACUGUUGCUGGCGGCUUUGAUGAAAACGUUGAAUAUCGAAGCGCUGAGAUGGGAGAGGAUACUGGGGAUCUGAGUCUGGAGAAACCGAAGAAGAAACGACGCAGUACACUUGAAACUGAAGGAAAGAAAGAAAGCAAGAAGAGAAGGAAGAGCGUCGAGACUGCCACAGCCAAGAGAAUGACGCAGAAGGAAAGAAAAGAUCAUCUAAAGCAACUGCGUGCUGAGUCUCAGAGACUCUUGCGAGAAACAAGAGAUGUAUCGUUUAAACCUAUACCGCUUGUUCAAAAACCAAUAUCUUCAGUUUUGGAGAAGAUUCGUAAAAGGAAGAUGGAAGUUUCAAAAAAAUAUGCUGCUAUAAACAGAACGUCUUUUAUUACUGAGAAUGAGGAUGACUAUGCAAGGGAGGUUGUGGUGGAUUGUAUUUCAGGUGGCCCCAUUGAUGACGAGAGGGGAAAUGACGGGUUUACCAAUGUGCCAAGUGAAGAGGAAAUUGAACUUCCUGCUAACAUGAAGAGUAAUUUGGAUGUGUCAAAUAUGGAUGCAUCUAAUGAAAAUAUGGACGAAUCUGAAUCUAAUAUUCUUAAAGAUUGCUCCAGUCAUGAAAGUAGACCUUCCCAAAUGGGUGUGGAUGAUAACUCCAAUCAAGCCUUUCGAAUUCCUAUUGAUGAUACUCAGGAGUUAUUUUCUAAUUCCCUAACAAGUGACUCGAAGGAUGAGCUAUCUAGUGAGACACCCAACAGUCCCAUGGAAGUUCUGGCUCCAUCCAUACUUGCAAUGAAUUUAAAGCUUGAUUCCGCUCCUCCUGACAGUGUUUCUGAUGAAGAGGAGGAUAAUGACAAGGAGAACAUUGAUCCUCAUCCUCAUGGACUGACCGACCUAUCUUUAUCUCCACAUGGAGAUCCAGUUAAAGGUUUUAUUGAUGAUGAAGCUGAGGAAGAAGAUGACAGUGACAACGACCUGUUACAUUUCCAAGAAAUUGAAGAAGAUGAGGGAAAUGAUGAAGACUAUGAGGAACUUAAUGACAUGAUAGCAACUGAAUGUGAAGAAAAAACAAUUGAUAAUGAAAAGCGUAAUCAACUUCAUCAGACGUGGCUUGAGCAACAGGAUGCAGCUGGAACAGAAAAUCUUUUGCAGAAACUGAAGUGUGGUUCAAAAUUGAAAGAAACAUCUUUGCUUGAAGCCGAGGAAGAUGAGGAAGGUGAAGGAGAAAUGGAAGAUUUUGGUGAUGAAGCUGCGGAAGAUGUACUACCUACAAAUGUCGCUCGAAUAAAUCUAAGAAAAGUAAAGCAAAUGAUUCCUCAAAUGUUCACAGAGAAGGAUGAUGUAUACUUAUCAUCUGACGAUGAGGACAUGGAAAUGAGGCUAUCUAAGCGGUGUCUCUUUGAGAAGUCGGCAGCACAAGCUAAACUAUUGUCACCGGCAGAGGAUGAGAGCUCCAGAGAAGUUUUUGGACGUAUAAAGAAGCUGAAUAUUGUCCCCGAGACUAAGAAAAUUGAGACACCUGCCUUUUCUAAUAAGCCCCACAUUGGAGGAAAGAAUAUAUCUUCCAAGUCUUCUUUCCUUGGUCGGGCUUCAACUCAUACACUAUCCUCAUCCCAAAAGCACGGAUCAAGCACAGUUCGUUCUUUCAUCUUUGGUCGAGACGACAGCAAUAGCAGGGGUGCAAGCUCAAUCUCAGAGGAUUCUUCAGAUAUGAUUCAGACCGAAAAUCGACCAACGAGGCCUGCUUCGGCUAAGUUCAGUAACUCACAGGUUAAAACUAGUACUCAGAACACGAAAUCUGUAGCUGAAAUGAAGCCAGCUACUUCACUUUUUGAGAUAUUAAGGCGAUCUUCUUCCCUGCAAUCUGAACAUUGCACUCGGGAAAAUAUAGUGGUGCAAACCGAGACUGUGUUUGCAGCAUUCAAACUGGCAAAGAAGCCAAUGAAAACAGAAGGAAAAGCCUGAUGGGUUAUGUACAUAUUUAUAUGUUUCUUCUGCACAUCUGUUUGAUGUUGCUUGGUAUAGAUGAAUGUUAUUCUGUCAUACAAUCAUUUGUUUGGCUAAUGAGAA
Molecule: messenger RNA, 2710 nt
Organism: Juglans microcarpa x Juglans regia
Lineage: Eukaryota; Viridiplantae; Streptophyta; Magnoliopsida; Fagales; Juglandaceae
Product: midasin
Exons: 11
Coding region: 131-2605 (824 amino acids)
Source: RefSeq, a predicted model, not a curated record